Arabidopsis arenosa is the source of this 3062-nucleotide messenger RNA. The record is from the annotation of a GenBank genome assembly. NCBI's taxonomy places the organism in Eukaryota, Viridiplantae, Streptophyta, Magnoliopsida, Brassicales, Brassicaceae.
AAGUUCCGAGGUCCUCUAAGUCAUUUGUCUUAACGGUAUAGACGGCACGGGAAGAGAAAGACCCGCCGGUGGAGAAAAACCCUAAUCCCCCAAAUUCGACCAUGUUCAUGGUUAGAUUGAAAUUCGCAUCGAUUUCUCAUAAUUUCAGUACGGUGGCGGCGAAACAUAGAAGAGUACCGUCCAAGUACAAGUCUCUAGCCAUCGGAAAAGCCCAGCAAGCCAUUACAGACUAUCUCCACACCACCAGGUCUCUCUCCUACACUCACGCAGAACAAAUUGCCUCAAACGCCUCGGUUUCGAUUCGAAACCUCAUCCUGAAACUCGAUUUCUCUGUUCCUACCUUCUCCAAAUCGCUUCGGAAGCAUCUCAGUUACCAUCCUAUUAACGAAUUCGAGUUUUUCUUCGAGAGCAUUGGCAUUGAUUACAGCGAGGUUAGUGAGUUUUUGCCUGAGAAGAAAUUCUUCUUCUCUGAGGAUCGGACUGUGUUGGAUGCAGCUUGUGCAUUAUCUGGAUUUGGGUUUCCUUGGAACAAGCUUGGUAAGUUGUAUAAAGAGGAAAGGUUGGUUUUUGUGCAGAGUCCUGUAGAGAUUGAAUCCAGGCUGCUUAAGUUUAAAGAUUUAGGAUUCAGCACAGUCUCGGUGAUUGGUACUUGUUUAGCGAUUCCUCGUGCUCUGUGUGGAGGUGGUGAACUGGGUUCGGAGAUACGUUGUUUGUUUGUUAAGCUGAAGAGACUUUUUGAUGAAAUUGAUUCACAGCAUCUUUGUGAAGAAAAUGUGGAUUCUUGGCUCGCCGUUAGUAGGAAAAUUAGGGUCUUUUACGAUUUGGGUUGUGAGAAUGAAGAGAUGUGGGAGUUGAUGGGUAGAAAUAAAUCACUUUUUCUGGAAUAUUCUGAAGAAGCUCUGGUGAAAAAGGCGGAAUAUUUUUGUAGGUUUGGUGUUAGGAAAGAAGAUGUUGCUCUUUUGAUUCUUCGAAAUCCCGCUAUUAUGAAUUUUGAUCUAGAGAAACCUGUGAUCUCUGUUACAGGAAUGCUUAAGCAUUUUGGCUUGAGCCAGGAUGAAGUGGAUGCUGUUGCUCAGAAGUACCCGUAUGUUUUGGGUAGAAACAAAUUGAAGAAUCUGCCUUAUGUGCUUAGAGCAAUAGAUUUACAUGAGAGGAUCUUUGAUAUAUUGAAGAAUGGGAACCAUCAUUUACUCGCUAGCUAUUCGGUUAUGGAUCCUGAUGAAGACUUUGACAGAGAGUAUCAAGAAGGCUUGGAGGAGCUUCAAAACUUAAGAACCAAAACACACAAUAUUCAAAAACUGGAUUUCCUUCAUGAAAUAGGGUUUGGCGAAAACGGCAUGACUAUGAAGGUACUACAACAUGUCCAUGGUACGGCCGUAGAACUACAAGACCGAUUCCAAAUCUUACUAAACAGUGGCAUCAUUUUCUCAAAGAUAUGCAUGUUGAUAAGAUCAGCACCAAAGAUCUUAAACCAGAAACCGCAUAGCAUACAAGAUAAGCUAAGGUUCCUCUGUGGCGAGAUGGGAGAUUCUUUGGCCUACCUAGAUGUUUUCCCAGCUUAUCUAUGUUUUGACCUGGAGAACAGAAUCAAUCCAAGGUUUAGAUUCCAUAAGUGGCUUGUGGAGAAAGGGUUGAGCGAGAAAAGCUAUUCAAUCGCAAGCAUUGUAGCUACGAGCGAAAAGGCCUUCAUAGCUCGUCUAUAUGGGAUUCAUCCAGCAAUCCCGAAACAUUGGUUUGAACGCUUCGCCAACAGAAAAACCAGAGCCACUAUGUUCCGUCAAUCCAUGGCGUUUCCUCCACCGACCCAUGGUUCUGAUGCACCGCCGCCGCCACAGCCGCCGUCGGUGGUGAACGGGAGUGAAACUUCUAGACGGCAGCAACAUAUUGCAGCAGCUUCUUCUUCUCCGGUGAAAUCCCAUCCGCUUCAUAACUUCCCUUUGUCUGAUCUCAGAUGGGCUAUGAAUCACGCCAACACACAUCGGCUCCGCAAAGCAUCGAGUAGAUCUCCACUUCGUGAAGCUAAUCAUGGGAAAGGGAAUCUGGUGAUUGAGGAGGUGAACGAAGCUUCAGGUUCUUCGUUUGAAUUGAGACCGGAGAAAAAGAAGGGAAACAACGCGGCUGGUGUUAGCGAUUCCGCCGCAGAUCGAUCCGCGACGAAGUCAACGACGCCGGACGGUAGAUCGAAGAUCUUUAUACGGAUCCGCACGAAGAACAACGAAGAAACAGCUGAUAUUGCCAACUCCGUCGUCGCCGCCGCUGUCCAAGUGACUGAUGAUUCAGCUGGUCCGGCGAUCGAUGCUGAAGGUGAACGGAUCUCCGAUGGUGGUGGUCAGGAAGCAGACGAGUUUGGUCCGAAGACUUGGAAUCUGAGGCCGAGGAGACCACCGCCGACGAAGAAGCGUUCAAUUGGACACGGCGGUGGGAUAUUGAAGAGCUGUAACGGUGCUUUACCGGAGAACAAAUCUCUGGGAACGGUUAGAACAGAGUCAAUUCGAUCCAGGAACGGUGUAGAUGCUAAGAUGGCGACGACGGAAAGAAAGGAGAAGAAACCGAGGUUAAUGAUUUCGCUCUCAAAGUUGGAGAUAGAUGAGGAUAUCUACGCGUUGACUGGAUCAAAACCUAGUAGAAGACCAAAGAAGAGAGCUAAGAACGUGCAGAAGCAGCUCGAUGUUCUUUUCCCUGGUUUGUGGAUGGGUAACGUUUCUUCAGACGCUUACAAGGUCUCAGAACAUGCUUGAAAGGAUUGAAUGAGAAUGAUGUGAAGUUAAUCUUGUUGAAUUGGCUUGGACUGAAAUCAGAUAGGGGCGUCGAAGAAGCUUCUUCCAGUGAUUGAGGUAUAAAAGGUAGUGAUUCAAUGUUGUUUGUCAUUUUGACUCAGACUUUCUCCUUGGUGAUCCUUAUUGUUUUUUUGCAUGCAACAAUACUGUAAGUUCAUGAGUGCAAGUGUGAAAUUGAUUUCCCUGAAGAAGAGUUUUAGAUUUGCUUGCUUGGACGAUAUGUGAUGUGGCUACUAUUUGGUGUCUUAGAUUUCAGAUAGUUAAGAAUAAACUUCCUAUCUUCAA